Odontomachus brunneus is the source of this 2516-nucleotide messenger RNA. Its product is annotated as probable cytochrome P450 304a1. The record is from RefSeq and is a predicted model, not a curated record. The transcript has 9 exons. Lineage: Eukaryota; Metazoa; Arthropoda; Insecta; Hymenoptera; Formicidae. Bases 401 to 1912 code for a protein of 503 amino acids. Gene Ontology annotation, molecular function: monooxygenase activity; iron ion binding; heme binding.
CAGUUAAAUUUUAUCACACCAAAUAUGACUCCAUUACUUAUUGGAGUGAUUAUAUUUGUCUUAACAUAUAAGUUCUACAAGUUUGCUCACCAUAAACUAACUCACCUCCAAGUAUAGCUUUCAACGAUGGUCCGUUCUGGCGAGAACAGAAGAGAUUCUUUCUUCGCAAUAUGCGGGAUUUUGGAUUCGGACGACGGCAAGAAGUCAUCGAGAGAGAGACUUUGGGCGAGGUGACUUUGUUACUCGAUAUCUUGAAAAACGGACCGAUUUAUGAUGGAGAGAAGCGGUAACAUCAUGCUGACUUCUGCGCAUGCCUACUAAAAAUAUAAACAUGUCUUAAAAGAUAAAACACUCGACAAUUUUGCGGAAACCUCAGUUAAAUUUCAUCACUUGCGCAAAUAUGACACCAUUAUUGAUUGCAGUCAUUAUACUUAUCUUAGUAUAUAAAUUCUACAAGUUUGCUCACCAUAAACCGCCUAACUCACCUCCAAGCAUUCCCAGAGUUCCAAUAUCAGGAUCUUACUUGCUGUUACUGUUGGGAAAUUACUUCUUCCCGUAUAAAACUAUCGAAUAUUAUGCAAAGAAGUUGAAAUCGAAUAUCAUCGGUUGUUACUUCGGCGAUUUUUGGGCAGUGGUAGUUAAUGACUAUGCCAGCAUAAAGGAGGUACUUACGAGGGAUGACUUCGACGGUCGACUUACAGAAGUCGAAAUUGUAAAAACACGAGCUUUCGGAAAGAAGUUGGGUAUAGCUUUCAACGAUGGUCCGUUCUGGCGAGAACAGAAGAGAUUCUUUCUUCGCAAUAUGCGGGAUUUUGGAUUCGGACGACGGCAAGAAGUCAUCGAGAGAGAGACUUUGGGCGAGGUGACUUUGUUACUCGAUAUCUUGAAAAACGGACCGAUUUAUGAUGGAGAGAAGGAAAUAAUAAAAGACAAUUUGGUACUCUUUCCCGACAUUCUCUAUGCGACAACAUGUAAUUCUUUUUGGGACGUUUUAUUCGGUUACAAAUUCGACAGAAGCGAACAUGAUAUUCCACGACGUGUCUGUCGCACGGGCAUACUGUUUCAUAGAUCGCUCGAUUCAACAGGCGGUGCGAUCUCCCACCUGCCUAUUUUGAGAUUCUUCGGAAACAUGUUCGGGUAUAAAAAUAUAAUGAAAGCAAGUGAUGCAUUAUCAGACAUUGCCCAGGAAUAUCUGAAAUUGCAAAAUGCCACUCACGGCGAAAAUGUCAACAGAGGAUUCGUUGACAGGUAUCUGAACGAAUUGAAGAAAGACGAGAAAUCGCAGAUCUUUUCAGAGAAGCAGUUUAUUAUUAUAGCAAACGAUAUCUUGAUUGCUGCGGGUGCUGUAGCUCCCACCGUUAUUACUAAUGCCCUCAAAUAUCUGAUGAAAUAUCCCAGAGUUUUAAAGAAAGUGCAGGAGGAGAUAGACCAGUUCGUUGGUACCGGUCGAUUAGUGACAUGGAAUGAUAGAAAAAAUUUGCCCUAUACGGAAGCAACUAUCCGAGAAGUAAUGAGAAUAUCGUCUUUGUUGCCGCUGAGUGUAAUCCAUAGAGCUGUCAAGGACACUACUCUGGGAGGGUACGCGAUACCGGCGAAUACGGCAGUUAUAACUAAUUUAGCAGCGAUGCAUCAUGAUCCUAAUUUAUGGGGUGACCCCGAGAAUUUCAGACCAGAGAGAUUCAUAAACGAAAAGGGCGAACUGACGAAAGAUAUGUCGUUGCCUUUUGGUUUUGGUCGUCGAGUUUGUCCAGGAGAAACUUACAGUAGAUACUAUAUGUUCGGGAUAUUGGCUGCCCUACUGCAAACCUUUAACUUCUUCCAAGUCGAAGGUGAACCAUCGAAACCCGAAGAUGAAUUACCAGGUCUUCUUAUAACUCCCAAGGAAUUUUGGGUACGCUACGAAUUGCGUUGAUUCGUUUCACCUUUUCACGCGAUAUUCACGUGAAAUAAAUUUUAAAUAAUCGAUUUUUACUUAAGUCUCUUGAUUCAUCGCUAUGUAACGACUAGCUUACUAAUUUUUUAACAACAAUGUCAUUAAAAGUGACAGAACCAGUAGCCUAGAUACGUAUUAUGGAAUUCUGCAGAAUCGAUUUCGAAGAAUUCCUUAAUACGUACUCAGGAGAUAUAUUCUGGAUACAUAGUGAACGGUAAAUUAUAUAUUUCUAAUUCUAAAGUUGAAAUUUAUAUACACACAUAAGUAAAAUUAAAUUUAGUAUUAAGAAAUUAUAGUUUAUUAUUUAGAUUUAAAAUAAAAUAGAAUUAAGAGAGUAUUCUAGUGUGAAGGCCUGUUUUCAAGGCGAUUUUUGGGAAUUAAUUUAAAGCAAAUGGUUAAACCUACAGAGUUAAUGUUUUGUACUGAUAUUUUUUCGUCUGUAAAGAAAUAUUUCAAAUUUUAUCAAAGCUUUUUAUUUAAAAUUGAAGAAAAUAUAAGUGGACGAAAUCACGCAGUAAAAUCGUCUUUCAUCGGGUUUGAUUACCGUCGUCCUCGUCGUCUGAAAUAAACAAAUUUGCUUUUA